GUAGGGGCCAAGGCACAUCUACCCCGGUUACUCGCGUUGGGAACUCGUGGGCGAGAGAUGAGACGAUUCGUGCUUGAUGGCUCCAUUUUGGGAUGCCACUUCUAGACGAGGGCAGCCGAGCUGGUGAAUAUUUCAUCUGGUGUCUCCCGCGCUGUCCAAGUCACGACUCUUGCGAGACACCCCCGUCUGUACGCUCGUAAACACCGUCGGCUAUCUUUGGCACCGUGUACUUUUCUUUCAUAUACACAGCUGGGCUGUCUUCGCUUCGAUUCUUUCUUCUUGCUACGCUCCUUGAACAGUCUCCUCCGUUUUCGCCUUACUCAGACCGUCACCAUGUAUCUCAAAGGCGCAUUGCUCUUCUCCCUUCUCGCCUCCUCCUUGGCGGCCCCAACCGCCAAUGGCGACCGGAAAGUCAAGCGAGGUGUCCUUACAGUCCAGGACUACUCGCAGUUCCAGGUCUCUGACGGCGUGGCUGGCAACGCCCUGGCCGAGGUGAACGCCAAGUUCCCUAUCGACCAGAGCGACCUCGCCUCGGUCGACCCUCAAGACCUUGCCAUCAUCAAAGCCGCCCGGGAGACCGCCGAGGCCGCCGAGACGGACGAGGGCGGGUUCAACGACGCCAUCAAGGCGGCCGGCGGCACCUCGACGGCCGCAGGCAAGGCGCUGCAGAACGGCAAGAUCAAGAACAAGGUGCUCAAGCUGCAGCUGGAGGUGCUGGCGCUGCAGAUCGAGGCGGCCCAGGGGGGCUCGAAUAACACCGCCAAGAUCGCCGAGGAGCAGAAGAAGCUGGACACCAACAUCAAGCUCGACCAGGCCGCGGCUGGGCAGCCGAGCCAGUCCGUGGAUUUCCAGGGGUCGGACCAGCCUUGAUUAAGUUAGCGGGCUACGGUAAUUGUGAAUAGGAGAGAGGUAGCGGACGAAUAUUCGACAAUAAUUGCGUCGAGCCUGUCUCGUUGAAGCAGGGAGUCCGCAGCCCGCUUCGCAGGCUAAUUGAUGACUUUUCAAUUCUCCGAGUCUA
Messenger RNA from Thermothielavioides terrestris NRRL 8126, 1018 nucleotides. RefSeq lists its product as uncharacterized. The transcript has 2 exons. Lineage: Eukaryota; Fungi; Ascomycota; Sordariomycetes; Sordariales; Chaetomiaceae. The record is from RefSeq and is a predicted model, not a curated record. Bases 334 to 870 code for a protein of 178 amino acids.